AUGUAUCCAGGGAUUCCAUGGCAGCGGGACAUCGCACACCAGCGCAACGGAUUCGAUCUCACUCCCGAAGAACUCGGUGAAUGGUUCCUCAAACUGCAGACUGUUGGCAAUGUUCACAAUAUCAACCUCGUCACGCCCGAGCACGUCGUCCCACAGGUCGCUCUCUCGAUUCUCGCCGCCAGGGAUAUGGGCUUGCGCGUACCGAUUAUAUACAACACUUCUUCCUUUGACUCUUUAGAGUCGCUCCAGCUACUUGACGGCCUGGUCGACAUAUACCUCCCAGACUUCAAAGUAUGGCGGAGUAGUACAUCGAAACGUCUACUCAAAGCAGACGAUUACGCCUCCACGGCAAUGGAAAGCAUAAAGGAGAUGCAUCGCCAAGUCGGCGACCUUGCGUUCACGUCAGAUGGAAUCGCUAAAAAGGGGGUUCUGCUACGCCACCUGGUCAUGCCUGGCAAGGGGGAUGAGGGAAGAGAAAUCAUGCGCUGGCUUGCAGAGAACGUCUCUCGGGAUCUCUACGUGCAUAUCAUGGAGCAGUAUCACCCCGAUGCGCACGUUGGGAAGACAAAACGGGUUACGAGGCGAGUACGUCUUGGAGAAGGUGCUGCGCCCGAGGAGGAGGUGCGAUAUGCUGAUAUCAAUCGUGCUGUGCGCGAUGAAGAGCUUGUUUCGGUCAGGGAUGCUGCUGUCAAGGCUGGACUAUGGCGGUUCUGCGAGCCUAAUGAGAAUAGCGCGUUUCAUUUAUAA
Messenger RNA from Penicillium cinerascens, 747 nucleotides. Its product is annotated as putative pyruvate formate lyase activating enzyme. The record is from RefSeq and is a predicted model, not a curated record. The transcript has 2 exons. NCBI's taxonomy places the organism in Eukaryota, Fungi, Ascomycota, Eurotiomycetes, Eurotiales, Aspergillaceae. The coding region runs from base 1 to 747 and encodes 248 amino acids.